AUGCUUGAUUACCGAUCGCUGCUGCGAGAGGCGCGCAAAGUUCGAUUCGAAUCGGGUCUGACGCCUCUGCCUGAGGUUGAGCUCGAUGAGCUGCGUGUGUCUGAGGCCUCUGGCCGCGUGAUACGCGAGCCUUCUGCUGACCAGCGCCACUGUCUAUUUGAAGAUGGUCUGAGAGAGCUGUCUAAGGGCGGCUACGCCCUGCUCAUCCUCUCCGGCGGCCUGGCAACCCGGGUCGGCAUCACCUUCCCCAAAGCGUUGCUUCCCAUCUCGCCGGUGCGCCGCAAAACGCUGCUCCAGUUACAUCUAGAGAAAGUGAACCGUUUGUGCGCGUUGCUCGGCAAGGAUAGCGUCCCGCCGCGUGUUUUCAUCCUGACGUCUCCCUUCAACCACGACAGCAUCGAAGGCUACCUGGAGUCGCAGCGUUUCUUCGGGCUCGACAAACGGCAAGUGGUACUGGUGAUGCAGGGCACAGCCCCGUGCUUGACCCUAGACGGCAACGACUUCUUCCCGUGCCCCCCUGCCGAAGACGGUUCCGACAGCAAGGUAGUGGAGGCACCCAAGGGCAACGGAGCACUGUUCGAGGCGCUGGCGCACUGCCCGGAGUUCAUGUCACAGCUGGAAAACUUAAGGCUGUUGCAUGUUAUUGCCAUUGACAACGCGCUGUCUCGGCCCCUGGACCCCGAGUUAGUGGGUCUGGCGCUGCGAUGCCCGGGAGUGGAGGUGCUGAACAAGUGCGUGGUUAGGCGCGGAUCGGAGAAGGUAGGUGUUUUCUGCAUGGGUAAAGCCCCACGAGUGGUGGAGUACAGUGAGCUUGAGAUGUUGCCGGACGCAUCAUUUUUGCAAGGGACGACACGCGUUUACGGCAACAUGUGCGACCACGCCUUCUCGGGCGAAUUUCUGCGCCGGAUUAUCGAAGAGCAGCUCUUCAAGCAGCUCCCCUAUCAUGCAGCUAAUAAGGUGGUGUCGUAUUACGACCAAGAUGAGGGGCGAAUGGUGAGACCCGAUGCACCCAACGGGUAUACGCUUGAGCUGUUCGUCUUCGAUGUGUUCCAAUUCGCUUCCAGGGUGAUGUGCAUCGAGGUUGACCGCGAUUCACAGUUCGCACCUGUCAAAAAUGUGGCCGAUUACAACGUGUACAAUGAGCUCUCAGCGCAGCACCGGAUCAGCCGACAGUCCAGGAACUGGCUGGAGGCUGCCGGAGCGGAAUUGGGAGAGGGUUUCUUCGAAGUUUCCUGUCUUGCUAGUUACCAAGGUGAAGGGCUAGAGAGGUACCGCGGAGCGCGCCUAGAGGGUCCGAUGUAUAUCGAGUAG
Molecule: messenger RNA, 1311 nt
Organism: Babesia bigemina
Lineage: Eukaryota; Apicomplexa; Aconoidasida; Piroplasmida; Babesiidae
Exons: 1
Coding region: 1-1311 (436 amino acids)
Biological process (GO): UDP-N-acetylglucosamine biosynthetic process
Molecular function (GO): UDP-N-acetylglucosamine diphosphorylase activity
Source: RefSeq, a predicted model, not a curated record